Pichia kudriavzevii is the source of this 1038-nucleotide messenger RNA. RefSeq lists its product as uncharacterized. The coding region runs from base 1 to 1038 and encodes 345 amino acids. The record is from RefSeq and is a predicted model, not a curated record. The transcript has a single exon. Gene Ontology annotation, cellular component: extracellular region. Lineage: Eukaryota; Fungi; Ascomycota; Pichiomycetes; Pichiales; Pichiaceae.
AUGAAGCUAUCUGCUGCACUACUAUCGUCUUUGGCCAUUGCUCUACAGGCCGUAUAUGUUGAUGCUGCUAGUCAGAAACAGUGUGCGUCUCCAAAAACCACCACCGUUUAUUCCACUUCUGCAAUACCAUUCCCUCAACAUGUUACCUCCCAAGAAAAACCAUCUACAACGAGCACUUCGGCAAGCAGCACCUCUUCACAAGAUUCUACUUUGACUUCUUCACAGAUAACCACUAAAUCCACCCAGGAAAAUACCUCAUCUGCUUCUUCAGAGGAUCCUGCUGCCUCAAGUACCUCCGUUGAAACCACAGCACCAUCGACGCCAACCACAUUAUCUACCUUAACCCAAGGAGAAACAACCUCUACGUUCUCCUCUUCUUCGGCGACAACAUCAAAGCUCACUCCAGCAACAACUACCGCUAAACCAAUAACUACAUCAUCCUCCUCAACUUCAUCAACUUCAUCAUCAUCCACAUCUUCAUCAGCAGCUCCAACUUCUUCCUCGCUACCUGCAACUCCUCCGUACGAAUCCGAGCCUUACACAAGUUUCAAAUCUAGAUACUUGGAAGCGCAUAAUUAUUUCAGAUCUUUAAUGCAAGAUACUCCUGCAUUGACUUGGAGCGAUGAGAUUGCAUCUCUUGCUCAAGAUUCUGCUAAUAACUAUCAAUGUAAUGGUAUUUUAACUCAUACUGGUAAAACAUAUAAAGGUGAGCAACUAGGUGAAAAUUUGGCGUACGGAUAUAGUUUUGAAAAGGCAUGGGCUGUUAGAGCUUGGUUUAAUGAAAUUGAAUACUACAAUUAUAACGAUCCUAAAUUUGAUGAAAGUACCGGUCAUUUCACACAAUUGGUCUGGUCAAGAACAACAGAAGUUGGUUGCGGAUACAAAUAUUGUGGUGAGGUUUAUGGUGACUAUAUCAUCUGCAACUAUUAUGAAUCCGGUAAUUGGGACGAUCCAGAUGAUUUAUCUUAUUAUUACAGACUCUACGUCCAUGAACCAAUCAACCCAGCAACCCUAAAAGGUUUCCCAAUACCUAACUAA